CGCAAACGCAAAAAUGAGAUGGAAUCAGUAAUGUUUUUGUGUGGUGCAAAUUUGUAAAAAUACCGUGCUUUUGCUUCGUUUAUCGCAGCCGCUGGCUCUCGACCAAAAUCGACCGAUCCCCUUCUGCCCAUUCGUUGUUCGACCGUGGUCAUCAUUCGGCAUAGCUGUUCUCGAAAAAAUCGCGUGCGAUUCGCGUUUUUUUUAGUUCUGUCCUCUGUAGUGCGUGCGUUUUCGCGUGUGGGAAGGCAAGCGAUUCUCACCUAGUUUUUGUCUAGGGACGAUCCAUUAGGAAAAUCGAACGAGAGUUUUCCGAUCGUCACGAGAGUCCUUGUUAAAGUGUGAAUCAAGUUGUUUCCGUGCAGGGAAAAUCUGUGUGUUAGCUGAUCGAGAAGAGGCGAGACGAGGUGUGAGUCGUAACACGGAAUCAAAUUUUCCUCAUCGUGAAAAUUAAUCAGCAGUGGUGCAAUAAUCGUAUCGUAGUUGCUUCUGUAAAACACAUUCAAAAGCUUUACAUCAAUUGCUUUUUGUACGAACGUGGAAAAGGAAGGACCUUAAAUUUGACUGAAAAAAUAUCCAGUUAAAAGGGACAAACUUUUCAGGAGCCGUUAAGAACAACAUCUACUUAGAAUUCAAACAUGAACGAAUCCUCGACCGACACGCGUUGUCUGAUUUCACCCAGGAUACGAUAUAGAGAGCAUCCGCUUUGACCGGUUUGAGUCCACUAAUCAACGCUACGUUUGUAAAGACAUCCAGCAUCCCUAAGGCACCAACAUACAACACACCCUACAAUACACUUGAACACGAGUUUGGUUUCGUUUGGAGAUUAGAAAUUACGGAUCAGUUUUGAUUCGAUUUCACCGACUCACGUUAGAGAUUGGAGUCAACAGUACAAAUUUCGAGACGAAUUAGCUUUUCCUUUCCUAUCCUUAUUACGUGGAGUUUUAUCGGCUAACCAGGCUCGCAUAUCAAACAUUAAAAAGUUUGUUUGUUUAGUUUCACACUAGAAAUAUCGUGCAGUCCUGAAGUUCUUCUUCGGGAAGACGAUUUUUUAGCCCUUGCUCUUAGAUCCUCUCAUUUCUGUACAUUCGCGUUGAAUUGACCCGAGCAGGAAAGCGUCAGCUUGCGAACAUCUCUUCUUCAAACAACCUAAACCCCCAAAAAUGAUGGCUGUUUUUACAAAACUAUGCUUACCCGAUAUUGUUAAAUUAAAACGCUAGUUAGUAAAAACUUUGUCCAUCCCCGAGUUGGAGGAGUUCACAUAUAGAAUUUACUAAUUUUAACGUUUUUAAGUACAAUAUCCGUUACAGUUUUUGCAUAAUCGUUGUCUUUUCACCAAAUCCACUUUUUUAUUUAAUUAACGUAUAAAGUACACUCGUAAGAAUAUAAAUAAUUAAUAAUUUUAAUUUUAAAAAUUUGCCGAGUACUAUCCACUAUUGUAGUGCGUAAUCUAAGUACUUGAGUUUGCUGAUAUCUUUAUCAUAUACUUUGCGCAAACGUACUUGUUUGUACCGCGUAUAAACGCUCUCGACUCCUCAUACGUUACUUAAUUGAAAGCUACUUAAAUUAUAUCUCAAAUAUUUUCUAUUUUUUUAUGAAUUAACCGUUUUGAAUUCUAUAUUGGUGGUACAUCUCGUUAAGGCUCCACAGAUCCCAUAGAAUCCAAAAUCCCGAAUAGAGAACCAAUCUCUCUCUUAGUCCUUUAAAUUUUACAAAGCAAAUAAAAAAGUACACGCAAAACAUCAAAAAUGGAACCAUUCUCACCGGAAAUUUUAUGGCUCGUCAUACUUGGAUUUAUUAUCGCCUUUAUUUUGGCAUUUGGUAUUGGAGCGAACGAUGUUGCCAACUCCUUCGGUACCAGCGUUGGAUCUGGUGUGCUGUCAAUGCGUCAGGCUUGCUGGUUGGCGACUUUGUGCGAAGUCUCUGGAGCCGUGCUGAUUGGUUACAAGGUAUCGGAUACGAUGCGGAAAGGCAUUCUGGACGUCGAAAUGUACAAAGGCACCGAGGUUGAGCUGAUGUUGGGUUGCCUAUCAGCGCUGGCAAGCUCCGCCCUGUGGCUGCUGGUGGCAACCUUCUUCAAGCUGCCAAUUUCCGGAACGCAUAGCAUCGUUGGUUCGACUAUCGGCUUCAGUCUGGUCGCCCGUGGAAUGCAGGGACUCAAGUGGAGCACACUCGGAACGAUCGUCGGAUCGUGGUUCAUUUCACCCGUGCUCAGCGGUAUGAUGAGCGUGAUGUUGUUCUGGUUCAUUCGUAGGUUCAUUUUGAACGCCAGAAACCCACUCAAGGCUGGGUUGUUAUCAUUGCCGCUGUUUUACGGAGCCACACUGGCAGUUAACGUAUUCAGUAUUGUGCACGAUGGACCAAAGCUGCUCUACAUGGAUAACAUCCCAACCUGGAUGGCGGCAGUUAUUAGCGUUUCCAUAGGACUGUUGGUUGCUGUACUCGUGCAGCUUUUUGUCGUUCCUUGGCAGAAGAACAAGAUUCUGAAUCAGGACAAAGUCACACGCACUGAGUUCACUGUCGGUGAUUCCGACUGUGAUUCAUCGUCAAACGGAAGUCCGCGGCGAACAAAACGUCCACUUUCCUUGGUAGGCGAUGGAAAAACUCUACCAGCUAUUACCGAAACGACUGAACUGGUAGCUUUGUCCUCUCCGCACCAGCACAACGGAUUGAUUAAGAAGCUUUCGAUUGACCUGUCUCCGCAUGCGAUUAAAAAUAAACCAAACCCGUACAAGAUUGAUCCGAAAAUUGUGAAGAAAGCAGAAAACCUACUUUCGGCCAACAAAAUCAGCCUGGAUAACACCGAUCUGACGAUAACCAGCCUAAAUUACAUCGAUGAGUAUCAGACAACGAUUAAUGGGAAUGGACGCGUCGCUCUGAACUCGUACUUUGAUCGUCGGAAUAGUAGUAACAUGUCACCAAAGUCACCGGAUUCAACUACGCAAAACAACGGAGUAAAAGACCAAUCGAAUACCAUCCAGAAUGGAAAGUCUCCUACUAGCCCCAAAAGUGAUAGUACUCUUCCGAUAGCCGAUUACACGCUGGCGACGCCAAAUAUUGUUCUGAACAGUACCGGCAAAGAUCUCAGGAAAGAUAUGGGAAGAAUUGAAAAUGCAGCUGGACUGGAUCAUACACUAAUCAGUACGACCCUGUCUCCGAAUUCGAGUAAAGUUCCUUUAAUUAGUGGUAAGGAAGGUUCGGAAGAGAGCAGACACAAUCCACUGGAAGAGGAAAAUGAAGAAGUGUCAGCCCUGUUUUCGUUCCUGCAAAUACUGACAGCGACGUUCGGAAGUUUUGCUCACGGUGGUAACGAUGUGAGUAACGCGAUUGGACCACUCAUUGCUCUCUUUAUGAUUUACCGGGAAGGCUCAGUAUUGCAAAAGUCUGAAACUCCCCUUGCAUUAUUACUGUACGGUGGCAUCGGUAUCUCACUAGGUCUGUGGCUGUGGGGCCGUCGUGUCAUAGAGACGAUUGGCAAUGAUCUCACCAAAAUUACCCCAUCAACAGGCUUUACCAUCGAAAUAGGUGCCGCCUUCACGGUUCUGCUGGCAUCGAAAAUUGGUCUACCGAUCUCCACCACUCACUGUAAAGUCGGCUCUGUCGUGUUCGUGGGUCAAGCUAGCGCACCGAAGAAACUCUCGCCGGACGAGGAAAGGGCAAUGAAACAGCGCAAUCCGCAUGAACAUCAUCACUAUGCAACGGCACAGCAGAAAGCCGUCGAUUGGGGUCUAUUCCGGAACAUUGUGUACGCCUGGGUUGUCACGGUACCGGUGGCUGGCCUACUGAGUGCCGGUUUCAUGUACGCCCUGAGUGCACUGGUACUAUAAACACCAUCGACGAGCGGAAGGACCGAAUAAGCAACUACAACAGCAACAACAAACCAAUAGCAGAAGGAUAUCUCUUCGUAGUUUUAAACGUUUAAUCCUUUAAGAUAUUUUCAUUUUGAGGAAUUUAAAAUCUUUUUGUAGUGAAGAAUACUUUUUGUCCUAAAUAGAGCUAUAUUCAGCACUUGUUUAAUCAAGCGAAAGAAAGUAUAGGCACUUGAUUGAUUGGAAAAUAACGAACGAAAGUAUUUCAUAGUUUUUAGAUUCGUUUCUUUUUAUAAAUCUCCAAUGGAAUAAAGGAGCGGAUUUAAUUUUUUGUUGCAGGUCUUCAAGAAUGAAUAACUUAGAAGAUAUUCUUAACAAUGUUGAACAUGUUUACGGAUCGAUUAAAUAAUAAUUAAUUUUUAAGUGUGUCUCUCAAUAACAGAAGUGAUAACAAUAGUUUAAAAACAAAAUAAACAAUGAUGUUUAAGAGAAACCAGAAACAAACAACCGAAGUACUGCACUUGUUUUGAAUAAUCUCCACUAAACCACUGUCAACGAAAACGCCCAUUUUCAGUAAAGAUAUCCUCCUGAGAACUUGUCUAUCUAAUAGAUGGACUAAUGUUCAAGUUUAUCAACCCACAAUUUUUCAUUUCGAUGUGCUUUAUUUUCGUUAUGUCGUUUACUAGAGAAGUGAAAGACAAAAACAGUCCUUUUCGUUAGUGUGACACAAACUGUCUCACGUAACUUGUUAGAGGUGCUCGUUUCGGAUCCUACCAGUCGCUAGUAUAGGCGCACAAACACAUGCUAUUUUAGGCGGUAUUGUGAGCACAAAUAAAGUUUAUCCGUGGAUGUGUUACUGGUGGGAUUCCUUUAAAUCAUAAGAAAUUGUUGUUACAUUAAAUGUUGACUAAACGCUGUGUAGUUCCGUGGGCAAAGAAACGCAAAAGCGUACAAAAAUAAUCCUUAUAGGACUAAAUGUAUAAUAGAAGCUGAUUGCAGAUCCGUUUCAGCAAAUGACGUUAGAUGUUAGCCUACAUCGUUCCUUCUGCUUGGAGCCAAUUCCACCAGAAAAGCAAAACAUUUUUCUAACGGGCUUCACGCUAAAUUUCUCAUUUCAAUUUUUUUUUUCGUAGUAAUGGAGUGAUUUGAUAGGUUUAGGUUCAACUUAACAUUCGGCAUUAAAUAUUGAUUUUAGUAUCCAUCAAACCCGUGAAUAAAUUAACAGGGGUAAUGAGCAAAUGACACUUUCCUACUUUUCGAGCGAUGGAAUGGUAGUUCUAAUUUUGAAUUCCUGUAUGGUUAAGCUCAUAAUUUUACAAGACAGAAACAAUCGAAAACCAUACCUAUUUUGAAUACAGAAGCUACCAAUCAAAUUUUCUCUUCAUUUUACACUGCAUAUUUCGUCCCACAGACAGCAGAAAAACACGUGAUAAAGCAGCCUCACCUAAACUACCAAUCAGAUCAAAAUUCUGCACAUUACAGAAACAUCGUGAAAUUUAAACUAUAUUAGAAUUAUUAAUUACUUAUAUUAUUGCUAGGGUGAUACUUCAAAUUAAAUAAAAAAGAGGAAAUGACAACAGGGCAAACAAACCUACAAAUAGUACAGCGAGAACAAUUAAGAUACGAAGACAUUUUUACCUAGUGUUUAAGUAUCACUCCGGAACUCCCAAAAUGGGGCACUAUGGAAAAACUUCUACAAUACGAGGUGUUCCAGGUUAUGCCACAAUUUUCAACCGUCGAGUCAAUUAAAAUGAAAAUAGAGCAUACGGUAAAAAUGUCUUCUCAAGUUCGUCAAAAACAUCUUUCGGUUUCGAACUUUAAGCGUUUAAAAAAGAUUUAGGCAUAAAUGAUCAAAGUCAACGAGAUGCUUAACACUUGUACUUAUAGUAACCGUAGAUGGUGAGGUUAGAAUCAGAUGUAGAUUGAUCAGCACGACUGGGAAAACGCUAUAGAAUAUAUUUCAGCGAUUGAUAAUCUGCACGAUUCCCUUCCAUUUAGUUGUGAACAUUUUGAGAGCGAUCAUUGCUGCUGCGGACGUGAACUAAUUAUAGUAACGAAACAUUGAAAGUUGUACCAAAAAAAAAGUUGUAACGUGAUUAGCUGUGUAAGGAAACCAGACAAAAAUAAAUCUCAACCCGAUUCGAAAA
Messenger RNA from Topomyia yanbarensis, 5953 nucleotides. RefSeq names its product sodium-dependent phosphate transporter 2 (gene NaPi-III). Gene Ontology annotation, biological process: phosphate ion transmembrane transport. Lineage: Eukaryota; Metazoa; Arthropoda; Insecta; Diptera; Culicidae. The coding region runs from base 1746 to 3824 and encodes 692 amino acids. The record is from RefSeq and is a predicted model, not a curated record. Gene Ontology annotation, cellular component: membrane. The transcript is spliced from 7 exons. Gene Ontology annotation, molecular function: phosphate transmembrane transporter activity.